Cucumis sativus (cucumber) is the source of this 513-nucleotide messenger RNA. RefSeq names its product 40S ribosomal protein S30. Gene Ontology annotation, cellular component: ribosome; cytosolic small ribosomal subunit. Lineage: Eukaryota; Viridiplantae; Streptophyta; Magnoliopsida; Cucurbitales; Cucurbitaceae. The record is from RefSeq and is a predicted model, not a curated record. Bases 138 to 326 code for a protein of 62 amino acids. The transcript has 3 exons. Gene Ontology annotation, molecular function: structural constituent of ribosome. Gene Ontology annotation, biological process: translation.
CCCAAAUGGCCCGUUACCACUAUUCUAAUUGCUUUAUAAUCUCAUCCCACCAAAACCCUAACUCUUGAUCUCCAUCUCCUCAGCGGCUUGUUAUCGGAAGUUAAGCACCGGGAAGGUUCCGAAGCAAUCAAUCAGCCAUGGGGAAAGUACACGGAUCUCUGGCUCGUGCCGGUAAGGUGAGAGGUCAAACUCCAAAAGUAGCGAAGCAGGACAAGAAGAAGAAGCCCCGUGGACGUGCACACAAGCGGAUGCAAUACAAUCGCAGAUUCGUCACUGCAGUGGUUGGUUUUGGAAAGAAGAGAGGACCCAACUCCUCUGAGAAGUAAGCAAAUAGAGCGACCUCAUCGGGGGAGCUUUGCCGCUAGAGAGGCGUGGUUUUGUGCUUUACUAUUAAUCUUUUUCUUCCUAUUUCUCAUAGAUGUUUUAGUUUAUUGAGGUUUUUGACUGUGUAAAAGAUGUUUAUUUUGACAAUAUAUCAGAAGUAAUGUGAUUUGGAUCUGAAUUUUGUCCUUA